Didymodactylos carnosus is the source of this 748-nucleotide messenger RNA. NCBI's taxonomy places the organism in Eukaryota, Metazoa, Rotifera, Eurotatoria, Philodinida, Philodinidae. The record is from the annotation of a GenBank genome assembly.
AAAUUGUCAGACUGCUCAGGUUAAACUGAUUCGUUUUAAGUAAAUUAUCGAUUCAAAUCGAAUAUAUUUAUUUCAAAUAUAUUUAUUCUAAAUGCUAAAGCUAAAUACUUUUUGUUUUACUCAGAUAAAUGAUCGAGAAAUGAGAACAGAAGCCGUGUACGAUUUUGAAAAUUCACGAGAACAUAUAAUUGAAUGGUUACGUCAUGCAAUGCGUGGGGUUUGCCAAGAUGCUGAAAAAACUGAAAUUAUUCAGAAUUUAUCCAAUGAUACGGCGUACAGCACGUUCGAUUGGGGCCAGAAAAUUUUACCACAAAAGUAUCGUGAACCACAAAAAGAUUAUUUCGGAAAGCGCGUCCAAAAAGGAAAGGAUAUAUGUGAUCGUAUAAUGGGUGUAUCGAAAUCUCGUUUACGUGCAUGGGAAAGUAACGGACAUGAUAUACAAAACGCAGUUGAUAUAAAAGAAGGAUUUGAAUAUGCAGGUGGAAUUAAAGACGCAAAAGUAGCAGUGGCACAAAUAAUUGAUGAUGAAGGACGUGUCCUUGGUGCAUCAAAUAUUCCAAAUGUUACGAUAGUUAGAAGUAUUGUGUAUGAUGCAAAUGGAAUGAAAAUUCACAAGGCAAGUGGAAUUGGUAAAGGAAAAUAUGUACCAUAUAAAAAUAUAGAUUUCGAAAGUCAUAUGAAAAUAAUAAUUCCAUUUGUGGACAGCAUUGGUUCUCGUUUAUCUGCUUCAGUCAAAUCAUCUCAGUAA